GAAUGCGCUUCUGUUUUGGAUUUUGUUUUCAGGAGCAACAAAACCAAAACUUCUCUUUGAAUCCAAGUUUCUCACACGUCUUUUGCAGUUAGCUUCACGUUUCUACUCUCUCCAAGUGAUUUGCUUUCAUGGGUAGUUGCCAAAUCUUUUAGAUUUAAACCCAGUAGUUUUGUGUUUAGAUCUUUAUCUCCUUACUCUUUUCUUUCUUUAUUCUUCUUUUUUUUUUUUCUUGUAUAAUCUGCUAGCAAAACCAACCCCAUUUCGGUAGAUUACAGAUUAGUGUAGGUUACAGUGUCAAAGUUUUGAGCUUUCUGUAGUUUCAUUCUGCUAAUAAAAAACCAUUUAUCCCAAGUGUUAAAGGCUUCUCCUUUUCCCUUUCUUUGCCGUCCCAUUUUUGCAUUUUCUUUGUGCGGUAUUGGGUUGAUGAGUUCUUCUUUUGGGGUGGGGUGGCGUGGUGUAUUCUUGGGGAAAACUGAGUAAUUUGAGAGCGGAAUCUUUAGAGAGAAGAUGGCAUCGUACACUUUGUUUCUGCAUCUGUUUGUUGUCUGUGGAGUUCUUUUUGUGGCUUGCGUUUCCUUUGAAGAAACUGAAGUUUCGGCUCUAACAACAUUCAAGGAAGCCAUAUAUGAAGACCCACAUUUGGUUUUUUCAAAUUGGAAUGCUCUAGAUGCAAAUCCCUGUGACUGGUCUGGAAUUUCUUGUAAUGGGGGUCGGCAACAUGUUUUGAAGAUAAACAUAUCUGGUGCAUCUUUGAAGGGAUUUCUUGCGCCAGAAUUGGGUCAAAUUAGAUACUUACAAGAGCUAAUCUUACAUGGGAACAGCCUAAUUGGGAUAAUCCCUAAAGAGCUGGGCAUGUUGAAAUGCCUUCAAGUCUUGGAUUUGGGAAAGAAUCAAUUGACAGGUCCAAUUCCUCCAGAGAUUGGGAAUUUAAGCAACUUGACCAAAAUAAACCUUCAGUCCAAUGGGUUGACUGGGAGACUUCCUGUUGAGCUCAGUGAUUUGAGUUUCCUUCAAGAACUUCGUCUUGAUAGGAAUAAGCUUGAAGGACCCUUCCCUGCUGGUAGUAGUUCAGAUUUUUCAUCUAUGAUACAUGGAAUGUCUGUCUCCAGUACAAAUUCAACUGGUUUCUGUCACUCAUCUCAGUUAAAAGUUGCAGAUUUCUCCUACAACUUUUUUGUUGGAAGCAUACCUAACUGUAUGGAUUAUCUUCCAAGCACAAGCUUUCAAGGAAACUGCCUCCAAAACAAUGAUCCUAAACAGCGUCCUAGCACUCAAUGUGGUGGUACUCCACCUGGUAAUAGUCAUCAAGGACCCAACCGAAAGCACCAGCCUGCCGAAGAUGCAUCUAGGCAUCAGAGUUCAACAAAACCUACCUGGCUUUCAGCUCUGGAAAUAGCUACUGGAACCAUGUUUGGAUCUCUGUGUCUUGUUGCUCUAUUUACUGCCCUUCACAGAUGUAACCGCAAACCUUCAAUCAUAAUCCCUUGGAAGAAAUCUGCAAGUGAGAAGGAACAUUUGACAGUAUACAUAGAUUCUGAGAUGUUGAAGGAUGUUAAUAAAUUCAGCAGACAAGAGCUUGAAGUAGCCUGUGAAGACUUUAGCAACAUAAUUGGCUCCUCUCCAGAUAGUUUGGUCUACAAAGGCACCAUUAAGGGUGGGCCUGAAAUUGCUGUGAUAUCCCUCUGCAUCAAAGAGGAAAACUGGACAGGCUAUCUUGAGCUUUACUUCCAAAGAGAGGUGGCAGAUUUGGCAAGACUUGAUCAUGAGAACGCUGGAAAGCUGCUUGGUUAUUGUAGAGAGAGCACUCCAUUUACAAGAAUGCUUGUUUUUGAAUAUGCAUCAAACGGGACACUGUAUGAGCACCUCCAUUAUGGAGAAGGAUGCCAAUUAUCGUGGACAAGGCGUAUGAAAAUCAUUCUAGGCACUGCCCGUGGACUCAAGUAUCUUCACACAGAACUUGAUCCACCAUUUACCAUAUCAGAGUUAAACUCCAGUGCUGUGUAUCUUACUGAAGAUUUUUCCCCCAAGCUGGUGGAUUUUGAAAGUUGGAAGACAAUUCUUGCUAGAUCAGAAAGGAAUUCCGGGUCUGUUGGCAGCAAUGGUGCCAUUUGUGUUCUUCCUAAUGCCAUGGAGAAACGCCACCUGGACAUCCAAGGAAAUGUUUAUGCUUUUGGCGUACUUCUGCUGGAAAUAAUAAGUGGGAGACCGCCAUACUGCAAGGACAAAGGAUGCUUGGUGGAUUGGGCCAAGGACUAUAUCGAAUUGCCAGAAGUAAUGUCUGAGAUUGUAGAUCCUGAGUUAAAAAAUUUUGGAUAUGAUGAUCUCAAAGUCAUCUGUGAAGUGGUAAACCUCUGCUUUCAUCCAGAACCCAUGAGGCGACCAUCUAUGCAGGAAUUAAGCAGCAUACUGGAGAGCAGGAUUGACACAUCUGUGUCCAUUGACCUCAAGGCCUCUUCUUUGGCAUGGGCAGAACUUGCGCUUUCAUCAUAAUUGAGUUAAAGCUAACAUACUGUAAAUCACAAACAUACGAUUUAAUACAUCUUCCUCCCACCCACUUUGUUUUUCUGCUCAAUCUUUUUGAUCCCAAGCUUGUAUAUGCUGCAUGCCAAAGUGCACAUACAGUUUCACGCGUGUUGAAGCCCACUCUUUCACAUUGUAUACAAACAAUUGCGUAAUUAGUGAAGUUCUUUGAUCACAAUAUGGCAUAGUCAUGUUUUAGAAU
Molecule: messenger RNA, 2722 nt
Organism: Rubroshorea leprosula
Lineage: Eukaryota; Viridiplantae; Streptophyta; Magnoliopsida; Malvales; Dipterocarpaceae
Source: the annotation of a GenBank genome assembly